AGUUUAUAUAAUACUUUCAAGAGGCAGCGUUUUUUUUUAAGUUUCUGGUGAAAUUUCAAAUGCGAGUGAUAGAAUUAAGUAAACGAGAUUUAGUGGGUGUUGAUGCCGCGUGGUUGUAAUUUUCCUUUAUUAUGAUCGCAUAGUGUUGUUGCCAAAACAAUGGUGAUUCGUCUUUACUGGUUGCCAAUUUUGGAAUUUAUUUGUUUGUGUCUCGAGCAAGCUAUCAGGUGAUAAGUGAUUGAUAAAAAAGUGUUCAAUCAAAAGGUUUGAUAACAAGUGGACUUCUAUUCCGUCUAACAUCGGGAAUAGUUUAUUCGCGGCGCGCAUGUAAUUUACUUCUAUAUUCUCAAUUAGCAGCGGGAAUUGAAGUGAAGUGAAGUGAAUUUAUAAUUUUGUAAAACCACAGUAAUAAAAUACUACAGACCGGAAUAAACCACGUAAUGUAAUCUCAAAACAACGUAAUUCUUCCUAAGCAAAAAGUUAACGAAUGUUAAUCAAUCAAAAUACCCAACGCAGUAUUGGAAAUUAAAAUAAAUAUUUAAGAAAAAAAGAGAAAAAAACAAAUAUAAUUUUCUGCUUAAUAUCACAAACUAAUCUAUGCAUGCUGUAAGUGAUAUCCAGUCUCCAAUUAGUGGAUAAUGUAAGAUGGCCAAACAUAGUCAACAUGUGGAACUGGUCUGGAUUAAACCCAGAGAGGAGCAUGAGUUCAGUGUCCCAAUCGGGUGUCAGGUGAUACGAUCAGAGAGAAAUAAGACUCUCGUUCGGGAUGACGAUGGAAAAGAAUUCUGGAUUCCUGAAAAGGACAUCCUCAGAACAAUGCAUAUAACAUCGCAAAAAGAUGUGGAUGAUAUGAUCACUCUAGGCGACUUACAGGAAUAUGCUAUUUUAAGGAAUCUUCACGUCAGAUAUAAUAAAAAACAGAUUUAUACCUACACCGGUGCCAUGUUAGUAGCUAUCAAUCCUUAUGAAGUACUUCCAAUUUACACAAAUCGAGAGAUUGCACUCUAUCGUAACAAAAAAAUUGGUCAACUGCCACCCCAUAUUUUCGCAAUAGGAGACAACGCCUUUCAAGAAUUGAGACGUGAUUCGAUGAAUCAAUGCAUUGUCAUUAGCGGAGAGUCUGGUGCUGGAAAAACUGAAAGUACCAAAUUAAUCCUUCAAUAUCUGGCGGCCAUAAGUGGAAAACAUUCGUGGAUUGAACAACAAAUUAUUGAAGCCAACCCCAUUAUGGAAGCAUUCGGGAAUGCUAAAACAAUACGAAAUGAUAACUCGUCACGGUUUGGCAAAUAUAUCGAGAUUCAUUUUGACGAGAAUAACGCUAUCAAGGGUGCGAAAAUCGAGCAUUAUCUAUUGGAGAAGUCGAGGAUUGUAUCCCAAAAUAAAGAUGAGAGAAAUUAUCAUAUAUUUUACGCUAUGUUAGCGGGGCUUACUCGGGAGGAAAAGAAGAAACUGGAGUUAGAGGAUGCAUCAAAGUAUAACUACCUGUCGCAAGGUGGUUGUCUUGUUUGUGAAGGAAGAGAUGAUGCCACGGAUUUCGCUGAUAUUCGGUCUGCGAUGCAAGUGCUUUCGUUCUCCCCUGAGGAAGUCUGGAGUAUUCUCAGUCUCCUGGCCGCCCUAUUGCAUCUGGGAAAUUUGAAAAUCAAAGGAGUUGUAAUUCAAAACAUGGACUCCUGUGAAGUCAAUGAUCAUACUAACGCAGGGAAGGUCGCGUCACUGUUGGGAAUAACAAAGCAGUCACUUUGUGAGGCUUUGACACGUAAAACGAUUUUUGCACAUGGCGAUCGUGUAGCAACUUCAAUUUCAAAGGACACUGCAAUCGAAGGACGUGAUGCUUUUGUGAAGGCCAUUUAUGGUAGAAUAUUUCUGAGAAUCGUGAAUCGAAUAAAUGAUACUAUUUUCAAAAUUAAACCCAACGAUAAUGUUCGCACCAUUGGUGUUUUGGAUAUAUUCGGUUUUGAGAAUUUUCUUCUGAAUAGCUUUGAACAACUUUGUAUAAAUUACGCAAAUGAAAAUCUUCAGCAGUUUUUUGUGCAGCAUAUUUUUAAGAUGGAGCAAGAAGAAUAUGCAAGCGAAAAUAUUGACUGGAAAAUUAUUGACUUUGUUGACAAUCAACAAAUUUUGGAUGUUAUAGGCAUGAAACCGAUCAAUAUCAUGUCAUUAAUUGAUGAAGAAUCUAAAUUUCCUAAAGGAACGGAUCUAACUCUAUUGGAUAAACUCCAUUUGACCCAUGGAAAACGGACAAUUUAUCUUAAACCUAAAUCAUCACAAACAUCCCAUUUCGGUAUUCAACACUACGCCGGAGUUGUAUAUUAUAAUCCAAAUGGUUUCCUUGAGAAAAAUCGUGAUUCCUUUAGUUUGGAUUUCAAAGAAAUGAUCGCUCAAUCAUGUAAUAAAUAUUUGAUUGAUCUAUUUUUACCGGAGGGGCUUAAAGAUACAGGAAAAAAAUCGGUGACUCUAUCAGUGCAAUUCCGAAAUUCACUGGAUUCACUUAUGAAGACUUUAUCGGCGUGUCACCCUUUCUUCGUAAGAUGCAUUAAACCCAAUGAGACAAAGCAAGCAAACUACUUUGAUCGUGGUCUCUGUGUUCGCCAACUUCGAUAUUCUGGAAUGAUGGAAACAACGAAAAUUCGUCAAGCAGGAUAUCCUAUUCGUCACAAAUACAAAGAAUUCGUACAACGAUAUCGGCAUCUAGUACCUGGAAUCGGACCUGCACAUAAAGUUAAUUGCAAGGAUGCCACCGAAAAAAUCUGCAGAUUGAUUUUAGGCAACAAAUGUGAUUUCCAGUUGGGUUUAACAAAAGUCUUCCUCAAGGAUAUCGAUGAUGUGCGGCUUGAACAAGAACGAGAACGAGUUUUCUUGAAGUUCAUAUUAGUAAUACAGCGAGGUUUUCGACGUCUCAUUUUUAAGCGGUGGCUUGAGCGACACCGCAAAGCUGCGAUUAUAAUUCAAAGGGCAUGGAGAGGAUAUGCGAGCCGCUGUGAGUAUUCGAUGGUUAAACAAGGAUUCUUACGGCUGCAAGCGUGUAUUCGGUCUCGACAGCUGUCCUAUCGAUUUGGACUUCUUCGAAGUAGUAUUAGCAUAUUGCAAGCCCAUUCUCGGGGCUUUUUGACCCGCCAACGAUUGAAAGGCAAGCUGAAGCGCCUGCGAGAAAUUUCCAAUCUAAGGAUCACUGAAGAACAAGAAUUCCGUAAAGCUGGUAAUAAAAACUGGAAGGACGAUGCUGAAACUAAUUAUCGAACUCGCCUGAAGGAGCUUACGGGAACGAUUGAAGAGAACGGUAUCGAGGAAAAUGGAAUUUCAACCCCUAGCUCAUAUAAAAUUGAUAUCGACGAGGAUAACAAAGUUGUGGAUGCGGUCUUUGGUUUUUUAGAUGCUACUUCUGAUGACAUCGGCGAUGAAUCUAAAUUUGCUGGAUAUAAAGUGACGUCACGAGGAGGUACCAUCCGUAUUCCAAGACCCAAAAGACAACCUAUCGACAUAUCCGAGUAUAACUUCCAAAAGUUUGCUGUAACAUAUUUCGCCGCAAAUGUAUCUGCGCACUAUAACAAGAGACCUCUAAAAUCAUCAUUGUUAGGCCACCCGCUUCCUUUAGAUGAAAUAUCAUCGCAGUCUAUUUGGAUAACUAUCCUUCGUUUCAUGGGAGACAUGGCUGAAGCUAAAUAUGAAAUUGACGAUGACGAUGAAGAUGGUCCUAGUAAAGUUCCGGUUAUGCAAAGAUUAACUGUGAGCCUUAGUCGAGGAGUUGUGCAAAGUAAGGAAUUUCAGGACGCUUUGAAGUCAAUGAAGGAAGGUAGCGAACAACAACGGCUUGUCAGGAAAACCUUGAAAAGAAAGACCAAACUACCGGAAAUCCUUAAGAAAGCUUUGGACAACAGUGAAGAGGUGGAAUAUUAUCACCAAUGGUUGAGUAUUCGCAGCUCAAAUCUAGAAAAAUUGCAUUUCAUAAUUGGACAUGGGAUACUAAGACCAGAACUGAGGGAUGAAAUCUAUUGUCAAAUUUGUAAGCAAUUGACCAACAACCCCAAUCACACAUCAUUCGCCAAAGGAUGGAUAUUAUUGUCGUUGUGUUUAGGAUGCUUCCCACCAACAGAUAAAUUCCAAAUGUAUCUAAGAAGUUUCCUUCGAUCAGGACCAGAGCUUUAUGCACCUUACUGUGAAAACCGAUUGGAUAGGACAUUAAAGAAUGGGACCAGGACACAACCACCCUCCUGGCUAGAGUUGCAAGCAACCCGUAGCAAAACUCCUAUAAGUUUGAUGAUAAUGCUAAUGGACGGUACUGAGAAGAAGUUACAGGUGGAUUCCGCCUCGACUGCCCGAGAAGCUGUCGCUCAGCUGGCACAAAAUAUUGGCCUUCGAGAUGUCUUUGGCUUCUCUAUUUUCAUAACGCUUUUCGAUAAAGUUAUGUCACUGGGAAAUGGACAGGAACAUAUAAUGGAUGCCAUUUCAAAUUGUGAACAAUACGCCAAGGAACAAGGAAUGAAUGAUAGGAAAGCCCCCUGGAAGCUGUUUUUAAGGAAGGAAGUAUUUGCUCCGUGGUAUAAUCCAGCGGAAGAUGAAUUAGCGACAAAUCUAAUUUACAAACAGGUUACGCGCGGAAUAAAUUUCGGUGAAUAUAGAUGCAAAAGUGACAAAGACAUUGCCAUCAUAGCUUUGCUUCAAUACUACGUUGACCACGGUGCAACAAUGGACCUGCAGAUUUUACGUCAUAGCUUACCACAUUAUAUCCCAAAGGACCUUCUCGCUCCUGGGGAAAGAGCCUUACAGAAAUGGGAAAAACUUGUUGCGGAAGCGUUUGAAACGCAUGACUAUAUUCGAAAUAAGGUACCGAAAAAAUGUGCGAAAGAAGAUAUCUCCAUUUUUGCACAAAUUAAUUGGCCCAUGAUGUUCUCGCGGUUCUUUGAAGCAGUAAGAAAGAGCGGACCGAAAUUAAUUAGUGAUAAUCUCAUCAUAGCAGUUAACUCGACUGGCGUCUAUUUGGUUGACGAAACUGAACAAGUGUUGGCUGAAUUCACAUAUCCUGAGAUUCUUUCGGUAUCUUCAACGGAAGAUGAAAACUCCAACAUUGACGAACUCAGCAUUAAUACCAUCCAGGGAGAAGAUUUUACUUUCAAAUGCUUCGACUCUAAAGAUGUAUCACUUCUAAUCAAUUAUAUUCUAACCAAUUUGAAAGGUCGUUCCCUGUAUGGUGUUGCAACGCAAAAUUAUAGUAAUCCUUCCAACCCGAAAGGUUAUCUUGAAUAUAAUAAAGGAGACCUUAUCAAGUUUGCUAAAGGUACCAGUGGGGUCGAUAUUCUCCGGGACCCAAAAUCAUGGGCUCUCGGUGAAUGUAAUGGAAAAAUAGGCGAGUUUCCAGCGGAAACUGUUUAUGUCUUGCCAGUUAUUAUGGAACCGCCUGAGUUUGUACUGAAACUUUUCAGAGGUGGAGUGACUAAACAGAGAAAAUAUGCUUCGGAAAAUUAUAACACGCUUCAAAGGAAGAAGCUGCAUACCCUAAAGAAAUUCGCAGAUGAACAUUUUAGAACGAAUGCACCGGCUCCACGACUAUCCUACACCAUGCAAGCAGCAAGAACUCGCCCUGAUGAUUUAUGGAAACAUUGCAGGGAUCCUAUCAAAGCUCCACUUCUGCAAAGACUACAGCACAAUCCUGAAUUGUUUGACAAAGCCGUUUCCAUAUUUGGUUAUAUUUUGAAAUACAUGGGUGAUAUACCCAGUGGUCGAUUAGGUGUCAGCACUGAUCUUAUUUUCCGUCCAGCAUUGGAAGAUGAAAACAUACGCGACGAAGUCUAUUGUCAAAUAAUGAAACAAUUGACCGAAAAUAAAGUUCAAAUAAGUGUGGAACGGGGUUGGGAUUUGAUGUGGCUCGCUACAGGAAUUAUGACACCCACAUCAGUAUUACUCAGAGAAUUGAUGGAAUUUUUGAGGACCCGUACAUAUCCGAUUGCUGCAGAGUGCCUCAAGCGCCUUAAAAAGACUUUGAAUGUGGGGAAACGUAAACACCCUCCCCACAUUAUUGAGGUGGAGGCAAUACAGAAGAGGAUUAUGCAGAUAUUCCACAAGAUCUAUUUUCCAGAUGAUACCGUAGAAGCCUUUGAAAUCGAAUCUUCCACCCGUUGUGAAGAUUUAUGUAACAUUAUUGCCAAGCGUCUCAACAUAAAAUCUUCCGAUGGCUUUAGCUUAUUCGUGAAAAUUGCUGAUAAAGCCUUCUCGAUCCCGGAAAACGAUUUCAUUUUCGACUUCAUAAACGAACUUGUCGAUUGGGUGAAGGAGACAAUGCCAUCCAGAAACACUGACCAACAGAUAAACUGCCAAUAUCAAUUGUUCUUCAUGAAGAAGCUAUGGGUCAAUACAGUUCCAGGGAAGGAUAUCAAUGCAGAUAUAAUAUUCUACUUCCCGCAAGAAGUUCCAAAAUAUCUGAAUGGUUACUAUAAAGUGAGCAAGGAAGAAGCAAUCAAAUUUGCCGCGUUUCUAUAUAGAAUUCAGUUCAAAGAUAAUAUGAACCCUCUGCAGCGUCCAGUUGAGAUUCUUUCACGUCUCAUUCCUGAAGAUCUAAUAAGUAUACUUCGGCCGGAAGAUUGGCGAAAGCAGAUAACAAAUGCAUUGAUUUCACUGGGUAAUGUGGAAGCUGACGAGGUUAAAGAACUAUUUCUGCAGAAAAUAUCUAAAUAUUCAAUGUUUGGAUCGACAUUUUUCGUGGUGAAACAAACCAACGACCCACAUUUGCCUGGAACUAUUCUUAUUGCAAUCAAUCGAAAUGGAUUCAACAUACUCGAUCCUAGAUCGAAAGACUUACUGGUGUCCUAUCCAUUUUCGCAAUUGAAUGGCUGGAGCUCAGGGAAUGCAUUUUUCCAAAUUCGGUUUGGAAAUAUGAUUGGUGCAACGAAACUACUUUGUACUACGACACAAGGAUAUAAAAUUGACAAUUUGCUAUCGUCAUAUAUCAAGUACUUGAAAUCUUUUGUAUUAGAAGUUCCAUAAUAUCUCGUUAAAUAUUUAAUGAUCAAUCAAACAGUAAUAAAAUUACAAUACAUAUUAAAUGCGAUUCUUUGUCAUAUAUGCCAUUAAUUGUGAUUAAUAAAUAGACCUG
This is a messenger RNA of Hermetia illucens (black soldier fly), 7084 nucleotides long. Its product is annotated as myosin-VIIa-like. Gene Ontology annotation, cellular component: cytoskeleton; myosin complex. The transcript has 19 exons. The record is from RefSeq and is a predicted model, not a curated record. Lineage: Eukaryota; Metazoa; Arthropoda; Insecta; Diptera; Stratiomyidae. The coding region runs from base 646 to 6975 and encodes 2109 amino acids. Gene Ontology annotation, molecular function: protein binding; cytoskeletal motor activity; ATP binding.